CCCAAGCGACCCAGUGAAUCGAACUAUUGCCCCCUUGUCUCCUGUCUCGUCUCACGACGACACAUUUCUUCCAAAAAGUCAAAGGCCUCGCCCAAUCACCUUGCGCACACGCACACGCACUCUCUCCCUUUGGCGCUCGGGGAUCGAAACAAAGACCAGCGAGAGUAGAACAUUAUCCGUCAUGGCGUCGUAUCCGCCCGCGCGGUGCUGCACCGUCGGCGUCAAGCAUGAAGGCCAGCCCGCUGGCAAAGACAUCAAAGUCGGGCCCUACGCGGCCUACCUUGCCACUCCCCCUUCUCCUUCCACCACCACCACCACCACCGCCACAGCGACAGGCACAGGCACAGCACCCGGCGGCGGCGUCGGCAAGCCCGGCCUGCUGUACAUCCCCGACGUGAUCGGCAUCUGGCAGAACAGCCGGCUCAUGGCCGACCAGUUCGCCGCCAACGGGUACACGACGCUCGUCAUCGACGUGUUCAAUGGGGACGCGCUGUCCCUCGACAGGCCCCCCGGCUUCGACUUCGCCGCGUGGCUGUCCGGGGGCUCCACGGGGGAUAACCCGCACACGCCGGAGGCGGUCGACCCCAUUGUGGAGCGGGCGGUCAGGUACCUGAGGGACGAGCUCGGGGUGACGAGGCUGGGUGGGCUGGGGUAUUGUUUUGGUGCAAAGUAUGUCGCCCGCCACUUCCCCGCCCUCCAGGUCGGCUUCAUGGCGCACCCGUCGUUCGUCGACGAGGCCCGAGCUGCGCGGCUUCCGGGGCCCUUUAUCCAUCGCGGCCGCCGAAACGGACCAGAUCUUCCCCGCCGAGAAGCGGCACCGGAGCGAGGCGAUCCUCGCCGAAGAAGGCAAGAAGGAGAAGCACGGCGCCGCCUGGCAGAUCAACCUGUACAGCGGCGUCGUGCACGGGUUCAGCGUGCGCUGCGAUGUCACCAACAAGGUGCAGCGGUGGGCCAAGGAGAGCGCCUUCCUGCAGGCUGUGCGCUGGUUUGAUACGUGGUUGGUCGAGGAGGAGAAGGAGGAGGGACAGGAGGACGGGGAGGAAGUCAAGAAGGGAGAAAGAGCUGGUGGCAAGCUCUGAUCUAAGAAUGAGAUUAUAGGAGGAGAGAGAGAGAUUCGGGAGCAAGGGGACCAAUGAGCACGGGACGGUGGUGUAUGGCUUUUUUGAUCCCUGAUGGACAGUUGAUAGACAGGCACAGGGAAAUGAGCGAGUGUAGAGAAUCAGGGUGGCGUGGAAGAUAUGGCAAACAGACCCCUCAGGCAGCAACCGAAUAAUGAGAACGCCAUUUGAGCAGAGACGACA
Molecule: messenger RNA, 1301 nt
Organism: Microdochium trichocladiopsis
Lineage: Eukaryota; Fungi; Ascomycota; Sordariomycetes; Xylariales; Microdochiaceae
Exons: 3
Coding region: 182-991 (269 amino acids)
Molecular function (GO): hydrolase activity
Source: RefSeq, a predicted model, not a curated record